Molecule: messenger RNA, 2050 nt
Organism: Cololabis saira (Pacific saury)
Lineage: Eukaryota; Metazoa; Chordata; Actinopteri; Beloniformes; Belonidae
Gene: sptlc1
Product: serine palmitoyltransferase, long chain base subunit 1
Exons: 16
Coding region: 68-1696 (542 amino acids)
Biological process (GO): ceramide biosynthetic process; sphingosine biosynthetic process
Cellular component (GO): endoplasmic reticulum
Molecular function (GO): pyridoxal phosphate binding; serine C-palmitoyltransferase activity
Source: RefSeq, a predicted model, not a curated record
GGUUUCCUUGUUUUCCUGCGGGCCGUGAACGCAGCCCCGCUGAUGACGUAGGCAGGAGGAGAUAAACAUGGCGUCGGGACAGCAGUGGGUGUUGGUAGAGAUGGUGCAGGCGUUUUACGAGGCUCCUGCAUAUCACCUGAUUCUGGAGGGGAUCCUCAUACUUUGGAUCAUCAGGCUUCUGUUCUCGAAGACCUACAAACUUCACGAGACCUACAAACUGACAGAGAAGGAAAAGGAGGACCUGAUAGAAGAAUGGCAGCCAGAGCCUCUGGUUCCUCUGGUCUCCAAAGACCACCCCAGCCUCUACUACGACGUUGUCUCAGGACCUCCGAGCCACAAAAUCAUCAUAAACGGAAAAGAGUGUGUAAACUUUGCUUCGUUUAACUUCCUGGGUCUCCUUGACAACGAGCGCGUGAAGGAAAAGGCUUUAGCGUCUCUAAAGAAAUACGGCGUUGGCACGUGUGGUCCUCGAGGUUUUUACGGGACGUUUGAUAGGAAGGAGGGGGCUCAGAAGUCCUCCAUAUAUCAACAGAACAGCGCAUGGGACAGACUUUAUUCUCCAAACGUCCAUCUGGAGCUGGAGAGUCGACUCGCCAAAUUCAUGAACACAGAAGAGGCCAUCAUUUACUCUUAUGGUUUUGCAACGGUUGCCAGUGCGAUUCCUGCCUACUCCAAGAGAGGGGACAUCAUAUUUGUGGACGAAGCCGCAUGUUUUUCUAUCCAGAAAGGUCUCCAGGCGUCGCGCAGCUUCAUCAAAUACUUCAAACACAACGACAUGGAGGAUCUGGAGCGGCUGCUCAAAGAGCAGGAGCUGGAGGACCAGAAGAAUCCUCGUAAGGCUCGAGUGACGCGGAAGUUUAUCGUUGUGGAGGGGCUGUACAUCAACACUGCGGACAUCUGUCCUCUUCCCGAGCUGGUGAAGCUCAAGUACAAAUACAAGGUCCGGAUCUUCCUGGAGGAGAGCAUGUCCUUUGGUGUGUUGGGAAGACACGGUAAAGGAGUCACUGAGCACUUCGGCGUCAAUAUAGACGACAUCGAUCUGAUCAGCGCCAACAUGGAGAACGCCGUGGCCUCCAUCGGGGGCUUCUGCUGCGGCCGCUCCUUUGUCAUUGACCAUCAGCGUCUGUCGGGGCAGGGCUACUGUUUCUCCGCCUCCCUGCCUCCCAUGCUGGCAGCUGCCGCCAUCGAGGCUCUCAACAUCAUGGAGGAGGAUCCAGAUAUUUUCACUGUCCUGAGAGAGAAGUGCAAGCAUGUUUACAAAGCUUUGCAGGGGAUCCCAGGUCUGAAGCUGGUGGGAAUGUCCUGCGCUCCGGCUCUUCACCUACAGCUGGAGAAAAGUUCAGGCUGCAGAGCUUCUGACAUGCAGCUGCUCCGCAGCAUCGUGGAUUAUUGUUUGGAACGACAUGUGGCUCUGACGCUCGCUCGAUAUCUGGAAAAGGAAGAGCGCUUCCUGCCCCCGCCCAGCAUCAGGGUGGUGGUCACCAUCAAGCAGAUGGACGACGACAACAUUUUAAAGACAGCCUCGUUACUCUAUUUCAUUUCUGCCUUUAAUAAAAACUAUCCAGUUAAAUUGCUCCAUCCGGAUAGAGUGAAUUUGGUUGUGGUUGUUUCAGAUGUUCUUGUCCAGUUUUGUUCUUACAUCCGUUCCCUCAGAUUCCUGCAACUAAACUUGGAUGUACAUUCCAAUAAAGGUUAGGACAAAUGAUAACAUGAACAUGAAGUUUGACUUUUUGCACCAUUACAAUACUUAUAGGCAACUAGUCAUCAUAUCUGCUGCUCUCUGAAACACAUGUUAAUGCUCAAUAGUACACAUAUAUGCUUCUUUAAUAUAUUUGCAUUAUACUAAGAUACAUUCAUUUUCAAUGGCUUUUGUCCUUAAUGGCUUUUCCCCCCCUUACAUUAGUUUUACUUUUAUACUUUAAGUAGUUUUGAAGCCAGUACUUUUAUACUUUUACUUGAGUAAAAAACUUGAGUUGAUACUUCAACUUCUACAGGAGUAUUUUUAAACUCUAGUAUCUAUACUUCUACCUGAGUAAUGAAUGUGAAUACU